Serpula lacrymans var. lacrymans S7.9 is the source of this 516-nucleotide messenger RNA. RefSeq lists its product as uncharacterized. NCBI's taxonomy places the organism in Eukaryota, Fungi, Basidiomycota, Agaricomycetes, Boletales, Serpulaceae. The transcript is spliced from 2 exons. The annotation marks the transcript as partial. The record is from RefSeq and is a predicted model, not a curated record.
AUGGCGAGUUAUACAAUGCGACGCAAUAAUCCGCAUAGGAAAGGUAAACCAGAUGAUCAAUGGUCGCCUUCGACGGAGCCUUUCUUACCUCCUACAAUCGAUGACGAAUGGAUAUGCAAGAAAUGCUACGCUGUCGACACUUGCAUGCUCUAUCGAAAGGCUGUAGAGAACGUCAUAGACGUGGAUUCGCCGAUCGCCGAUAUUUACGAACUGAAAACCUCACACUUAACUCCUUCUCAGUCUGCAUUUUUCAAGAAAUGGGAGGCCCUGAUAUCCCUCGAGGAACAUGAUAUUGUCAGAUUUAGGAAGGAACUUUGGACACUUCAUGCCCAAGAACGCGGCAAUAUUCAUCGAUGCACAUACCGCUUCGUUCGAGAGUCGAGGAUGAGAGCAGGGAACAGUAAUCUGCUAGAGGGACAUAUGAAUAGCGGCGAUGCGAUCACUGUCUCGGUCGAACCUGACCUACUCGCGCUCGCUCGGGGGUUUAUUUUGGAGUUGACUCCACACGACAUCGUG